AGCCUCAGCAGGAAAUGAGGCUUCAUUUCUCGCUGUGUGUUUGAAGUCUGUCAAGAGAUGUAUUCUAAAGACACUUCUUCAGCUGAGAAUCAGAGAGUAGAAACACACACGCUGCAGUUUUUACUUGCAAGGGCAGUCACAGAGCGCUCACACCCGAGAGUGAGGCUCAAGGACUCGCACUCUGUUUCUGCUCUGGUCUUUAUUUAUAUACAAGGGUCAUACAACAAUGCUCCAGAGCUUCCCUCUGUGUCAGUGAGUCCCUCUGCUGAGAUAGUGGAGGGCAGUUCAGUGACUCUGACCUGUAGCAGUGAUGCUAACCCAGCAGCUAAUUACACCUGGUACAAGGAGGAUGAAGACUCCUCUAGAACAUCAGGACACAACUUCACCAUCAGCAACAUCAGACCUGAGCACAGUGGGAGUUAUUACUGUGUGGCCCACAACAAUAGAGGGACUCAUAACUCCACCUUACAGCUGACUGUUGUAGCAGGAGCAGGAACAUUAGAAGCUGCUGGAGUAACUGCUGCUGUUCUCCUGCCUGUCAUAUUCUUCUCUGUCUUCCUGUGGAUUCAAAAAAAGAGGAUGUCCAAGGAACCUGUUAAAUCUGAAGACAGAGCCAACAACAGAGAACAGUGUUUACCUGACCAGAGACAGCCAGAGGAGCAGGAUGAUCUUCAGUACACCAGCAUCCACUUCUCCAAUAACCAGGCAGAUCCUCUCUACUCCAACAUCAGAGCAGCUCAGCCUCACAGACAAAUGCAGGAACAGGAAGUUACUGAGUACACUGCUGUUAGAUUUAACAGAGGCAGUGCAGCCAAGAGAGACAGAAGUCAGGAAACAGGAGAGUCUCCAUGUGCACUGUUCUCCACAGUCAACAAAACCAGAUGAAGGGACGGGUUGAUGAUGAUGUGAUAUUUACGUAGACUUAAAAAAA
Messenger RNA from Oreochromis aureus, 931 nucleotides. Its product is annotated as limbic system-associated membrane protein-like. Lineage: Eukaryota; Metazoa; Chordata; Actinopteri; Cichliformes; Cichlidae. The record is from RefSeq and is a predicted model, not a curated record. Gene Ontology annotation, molecular function: cell-cell adhesion mediator activity. Gene Ontology annotation, cellular component: axon; plasma membrane. The transcript has 6 exons. Bases 58 to 885 code for a protein of 275 amino acids. Gene Ontology annotation, biological process: dendrite self-avoidance; axon guidance; homophilic cell-cell adhesion.